Molecule: messenger RNA, 2707 nt
Organism: Drosophila willistoni
Lineage: Eukaryota; Metazoa; Arthropoda; Insecta; Diptera; Drosophilidae
Exons: 5
Coding region: 1-2604 (867 amino acids)
Source: RefSeq, a predicted model, not a curated record
AUGGAUUCUCUACGAAAUCAUACAAUGGGCAGCAGCAAUAAUAAUAACAACCUUGAGUCGCCGCAACAACAACAACCAGAUCCAGGACUUGUUCAAGCCAUGGGCUAUGUGAGGGAAUUUAAAAGUCAAGCGGCAGCUUUUCAACUAUUGAAAUCGGAGGAAUCUCUAGUGCUUUUGCAACGCAGCAUUGCAUUGCUGGGAACCACAGUGCAACCACACUAUUAUGCCCCAGGGUCAGACAAUGUGGAAUUGGCCAAAUUUUUUGUGGAUUUGCAUGCUCUAAUGGCUGCUUUGGAUGGUGACGGAGACAAUGAUACUCUGUGGGCAUGCGUGGCUCUGGUGCAACAUUGCAGCCGAAAUUUGGAGGCUCGUUUGGCAAUAGUGGAGAAAUAUUGUUUUGUGCCGCUUCUUAGUCUGUUGCUGAAACGCACAAAACGUCAGGAGCGAGUGCAUCGCCUGUUAGUCUUAUUGCAGGAUCUCACUUAUGGUAUACGGAUUGACUGGGAGGAGCCGUAUUUGGUACAGUUGCUUGAGCAUUUGGUCGAUAUUAUACACAAUGUUGAUGGCGAUGAGGGUAAUCCGACUUCCAUUGCCUCCGAUGCUGGAGAGGUUGAUGCCCAGGCUCUGUUGGCUGUAUCCAUAUUAGUGAAUUUGUGCUAUAAAAAUUUUGUGGUUCUUUUCCUUUUCCUACGUACGGUGAAUGUAUCUAGCUUUUGUAAACGCAUUCAGAAUUUUGGAUUGUUGGCUUACAAGAUGCUCAUCAUUCUGUCGGAGGAUGUGCAUCCCUUUGAAGAGCGCGAGCUGCACACGUUUUUAUUAAUGGCAUUUGCCGGCAUCGAAGACUGUCUCAGGCAAUGGAAUGUAGCCCAAUUGAGGCAUAUUGUGGACUUCCUUUUGGACUCUCGAAGUCAUGCGGGUUUGCAUAGGGCAAUGCUUUGCCAUACACACUACUGUACGAAUGUGGAAAAGCUCCUAGAAGCCAUCGACUCACCUCGCUCCAUGAACGAUUCCCAUGACGAGCUACGCAAACAUCAACAAAUCUGUUUAGAUCUCACCUUUCAGCUUAUACGCUAUAUUCUCGAGCUAUCCUAUGAACCUGGCAAUGAUGUUAUUAGUCUGGAUGCCAUUACCAAACGCCUCUAUGAGGUUCUUAGCAACUGGCUAGAGUUCGAUCUGUGUAGCGUGGCGGCCAUAGAGCUGCUAACCAUAAUGUUGCGCUGCAGCAAACGGACUGUGGCUCGGCUCAUAGCUAGUAAUCCGGGUAGUGUGGUCAAUAUGGUGGCAAAAGCAGAACGGCCAGAAACAAAACCCGCUCAGGUGACAGCAAUUUUGCAAUUGCUUUUAGUUCUUCUCGGCGUGUCAGAGACGGAAAAAUUGGUUCUCUCUAAGAUUUCGGAAUCGUAUUUUGAUAAAAUUCUUGCCGGUCCGUUGGCACUAUUGCCCCAACAAUUAAACAGCCAAUCUCUGAGCCAAUCAGAAGUUGAAAAGUCCAUAUUUUGCCUGCUGCUGCUCAUUAACUUUGCAAGCAUUGCCAAAAAGGCAUAUUUCGAAAAAUGCAGCUCCCUACUCGAGAUGCCACAGAUGCAAUAUGUUUUGGCCAGAGCCAUGGACAGUGGCAAUGAGCAUUUGGUUGCCGCUUUCUUGCAAAUUGCACAAUUCCAACUUUUCCCGAGGACAGCCGUAGCCAAGCAUGUGGCUACUAUUUGUAGUGACCAUAAAAAAAUGAAUGCUUCAAACUGUAACGAACAAGCUGAGCAAUGGCGCAAUCUAAGUUCCAUACUUAAGGGUCAUCGCUCGUUAAUUGACAAAGAGUUGACCGAGCGUGUGAAUGCAUUAAUUGAUAGUAUCGAUAGUUCAUUAAAGUAUAACAAGCUCCAGUCGGCUCCCGUUUCUCAAGUGAUUGAGUUAUAUAAUCAUCGCAUCAAUAGCCUUCACACAGGGAUGCUGGGCCUACAGCAGCGCCUGGAUCAAGCCAGUUCUCAGUUAAAUGGCAGCAUACAAUUGGUUAAUGUACAAAAUGCGGAACUAAAACAAUUUCAGACUAAGAAUUUUGAAUUGAUUGUCAGCCAAGAAAGAUUGCAGUCACAGUGCAAGGAUCUGCAACAGCAGUCAAUCAAAUUAAAAAGUAAUUUGAAAAACGCUCUUAAGCAAAUAUCCGAAAAUGGUGGCCAAUUGAAAACUGGCGAACAACUUUUGGCUGCUGAAAAAUCCAAAGUUACCGUUUUGCAAAAAGAGUGCAGUGAGCUGAAAGGAAACUUAAAUGCCAAGACGGAGGAAUUAACCAAACUGGAAACAUUAAGCAAAGACAAUUUUUCACGCAUAGAUAAGCUUAAAAAAUCGGUUGUUGCCUAUGAGCAGGAUAUCAAGGAAAAGCUGAAAACUAUUGAAGAACGUGAACGAGAAUUGACCAAAACGCAAAAGAUACUCGAAGAACAACGAGACUCACGUAAAAAGUCAGAAGAUCUGGUUUGUGUCCUAGAGACACAAUUGCAGGAUAAAAAGCAACAAAUCGAACAACUUGAGAAUGAACUAAAAGAAACGGAAGAUAUGCGUAAGACCAUCAUGAGUCUGAUGGAGAGCAAAAGGCCUAAACGCAAGGCUUAAUUCUAAUUUGUAAUACUUUAUACUAUAUAUAUAUAUACAUAUGUUGUCGGUCAAUUUAUUCAAGCAUUUAUAAUUUAUAAAUAAAAAUUAAUAAUAUCAAAUA